Messenger RNA from Brachypodium distachyon (stiff brome), 1859 nucleotides. Its product is annotated as purple acid phosphatase 2. The transcript has 2 exons. Gene Ontology annotation, molecular function: acid phosphatase activity; metal ion binding. Lineage: Eukaryota; Viridiplantae; Streptophyta; Magnoliopsida; Poales; Poaceae. The record is from RefSeq and is a predicted model, not a curated record. Bases 305 to 1684 code for a protein of 459 amino acids.
AAAAAUAAAAUAAAAUGAUGGAGGAUAAGAAAACAGUGGUCGAAGCAGGCCGGCCCAGCAGGAAAAUCUUUGAGAGCCCAACUUAACAACAAGACGGUCCAUCGGGUAAGCAUAAUGGGUCAGAAAGCAGCAGGCCGGCCCGUAAAUGGCCAGAGCAGCACGUCCGAACCUAUCGGCCAGAUGUGGAUCGCGUCCGGAACUCCGGGUCUAGUUAGUUAGUUAGUUACACCUCGGCGUUUAUAUAAUAUAUCCAGUUGCAUCCUCGGCGUUUGAUUCAAGGCACUCCUGCUUACCAUCUAUCCCAAUGGAGCCACACAUGCUGACAUUAUUCCUGCUGCUAAUUGCCGCCUUACUUGCACACGCCGGCGCCGGCAUCACGAGCUCGUACCGCCGGAGCCUUCUCGGCCUCUCGGCCAUGCCGUUCGACGCCGACGUGUUCCGGCCACCGCCAGGCUACAACGCUCCGGAACAGGUCCACAUCACCCAAGGCGAUCUCACCGGCCGCGCCAUGACCGUCUCCUGGGUCACCCCGCACCACCCGGGGAGCAACGUGGUGCGCUACGGCCUCGCCGCCGACAACCUGACGCGCUUCGCCGAGGGCACCGUCCGCCGCUACGCCUUCGGCGGGUCCUACCAGUCAGGCCACAUCCACCACGCCACGCUCUCCGGCCUCGACCACGCCACCGUCUACCACUACGCCGUCGGCUACGGCUACGAGAACGUCCGCCGCUUCUCGUUCAAGACCCCGCCGGCGCCGGGGCCGGAGACGACGAUCCGGUUCGGCGUCAUCGGCGACCUGGGCCAGACGGCCCACUCCAACGACACGCUGGCCCACUACGAGGCCCGCCCGGGCGACGCCGUGCUCUUCAUCGGCGACCUCAGCUACGCCGACAACCACCCGGCCCACGACAACCGCCGCUGGGACUCAUGGGCCAGGUUCGUCGAGCGCAAUGUCGCCUACCAGCCUUGGAUCUGGACCACCGGCAACCACGAGAUCGACUUCGCCCCAGAGAUCGGAGAGACCGUGCCAUUCAAGCCGUUCACGAACAGGUACCGGACGCCAUUCCGUGCAUCCAACUCGACGGAGCCCUUCUUCUACUCCGUCAAAAUGGGCCCGGCCCACGUCAUCAUGCUCUCAUCCUACACCUCCUACGGCAAGUACACGCCACAAUGGACAUGGCUCCAAGACGAGCUCACCACCCGCGUCGACCGCAACGUGACGCCAUGGCUGAUCAUCUGCGUGCACUCGCCCUGGUACAACACGAACGAGUACCACUACAUGGAAGGCGAGACGAUGCGCGUCCAGUUCGAGCGGUGGGUCGUCGACGCCAAGGCCGACAUCGUCUUCGCCGGCCACGUCCACUCCUACGAGCGCACCCACCGCGUGUCCAAUGUGGCCUAUGACAUUGCCAACGGCAAGGCCACGCCGGCGUUCAAUGUGUCGGCGCCGGUGUAUGUCACCAUUGGGGAUGGGGGCAACAUUGAAGGCCUUGCCACUACCUUCCGGUCGCCGCAGCCGGACUACUCGGCGUUCCGGGAGGCGAGCUUCGGGCAUGCCACGUUGGAGAUCAUGAAUAAAACUCAUGCUUACUAUGAGUGGCACAGGAACCAGGAUGGGGUCAAGGUUGUUGCUGACAAGGCUUGGUUCACCAACAGAUACUGGCUGCCCACAGACACCAACUAGAUUAGGCUAGAAUUGGAAUGAUCCAGCUUAGUUAAUUGGCAAGAGCAGAGGUAGAUCAGUAUAGAUAGCUAGCUUAGCUAGUGCAAAAUUUUGUAGUUGAAUAAGUAAUAAGAUCUUUGUUCUUCAUGAUUUCUUGUGUUGUGAGUGUAUUCAUGGAGGAUCUUUUUUGGUUGUC